GGAAGGGGCGGGGAGGGCGUGCCUUAGCGCGCGCUGGGCGCAGCCUUCGGCGCAAUGGCCAAAGCCGACUGCCGUGUCCCGGCCCCACCCGGACGCUGAGCGCCUCCGACUGCCGAGCGCGCCGGCGCCGGGCCAUGUACUCGGGGAACCGCAGCGGCAGCCAGGGCUCCUGGGAGGGCGACGGGCCUGCGGGCGCCGAGGGGUCGGCGCCAGAGGGGACGCUGAGCCCCACACCGCUCUUCAGUCCCGGCACUUAUGAGCGCCUGGCUCUGCUGUUCGGCUCCGUGGGGCUGCUGGGCGCUGGCAGCAACCUGCUGGUGCUCGUCCUCUACUACAAGUUCCAGCGGCUCCGCACACCCACUCACCUCUUCCUAGUCAACAUCAGCCUCGGCGACCUGCUGAUGUCCCUCUUCGGGGUCACCUUUACCUUCGUGUCCUGCCUAAGGAACCGCUGGGUGUGGGACACCGUGGGCUGCGUGUGGGACGGGUUCAGCAGCAGCCUCUUCGGUGCCAAGGAGAAUGUCAAAAUACAAAAGACAUGGUUUUUAACCCUCAGGUAUUUACAAUUUAUUUGGAGCAACAAGACAAGAAUACAUAGAAUGAUACUAAAAUAUAGCAUUGUUUCCAUUACCACCCUAACUGUGCUGGCCUAUGAACGUUAUAUUCGUGUGGUCCAUGCCAGAGUGAUCAAUUUUUCCUGGGCCUGGAGGGCCAUUACCUACAUCUGGCUGUACUCAUUGGCAUGGGCAGGAGCACCUCUCCUGGGCUGGAACAGAUACAUCCUAGACGUCCAUGGACUAGGCUGCACUGUGGAGUGGAAAUCCAAAGAUGCCAACGAUUCCUCCUUUGUGCUUUUCUUAUUUCUUGGCUGCUUGGUGGUGCCUGUGGGUGUCAUAGCCCACUGCUAUGGCCAUAUUCUAUAUUCCAUUCGAAUGCUUCGCUGUGUUGAAGAUCUUCAGACAAUUCAGGUGAUCAAGAUUUUAAGAUAUGAAAAGAAAUUGGCCAAAAUGUGCUUCGUGAUGGUAUUUACCUUCCUGAUCUGCUGGAUGCCUUAUAUUGUGGUCUGUUUCUUAGUGGCUAAUGGUUAUGGACAACGCGUCACUCCAACAGUAUCUAUUGUUUCUAAUCUCUUUGCUAAAUCCAGCACUGUAUACAAUCCAGUUAUUUAUAUCUUCAUGAUCAGAAAGUUUAGAAGAUCCCUUUUGCAGCUCCUAUGUUCCCGACUGCUGAGGUGCCAGCAGCCCGCUAAAGACCUACCAGCAGUUGGAAAUGAAAUGCAAAUCAGACCCAUUGUGAUAUCACAGAAAGAUGGGGAAAGGCCAAAGAAGAAAGUGACUUUUAAUUCUUCUUCCAUUGUUUUUAUCAUCACCAGUGACGAAUCUCUAUCAGUUGAUGACAGUAAUAGAACCAGUGGGUCCAAAGCCGAUGUAAUCCAAGUUCGUCCUUUAUAGAAAUGAAAGAUGGAGCCUUAGAUGGGACAGCACAUUUGGACUUAUAAGGAUUGUUCUGGAAUUCCCAUUUUCUAUGUAAUAUCAACAGAAUUUCUGUGACACAGCAGGAAAUCUGAGUUGCCCAUAUGUUCUCUGUCCUCAACAAGCAAGACAAAUUCUUUUAAUUCAAUGGGUGCUUUACAUAAUGAAAAACUGUUUGUGGCACAAGAUGGGCAUCUGGCACCAUCAUCUUCUAAUGUGUUGAGAAUUUUCAUUUCAAAUGUAUUUUUAAAUGACUAUAUUUGCCAAAGCACACUGUAAAAGUAAAUUUUGUCUCAUACA
Ictidomys tridecemlineatus (thirteen-lined ground squirrel) is the source of this 1772-nucleotide messenger RNA. It is a transcript of the gene Opn3, whose product is annotated as opsin 3. Gene Ontology annotation, cellular component: cytosol; membrane; Rab-protein geranylgeranyltransferase complex. The record is from RefSeq and is a predicted model, not a curated record. Gene Ontology annotation, biological process: G protein-coupled receptor signaling pathway; small GTPase-mediated signal transduction; vesicle-mediated transport. Gene Ontology annotation, molecular function: G protein-coupled receptor activity; GDP-dissociation inhibitor activity. Lineage: Eukaryota; Metazoa; Chordata; Mammalia; Rodentia; Sciuridae.